CUCGCAGCCCGCUUGUCGUGUUUUUGCCCAUCUGGUCAUCGCACCUACCCGCCUGAUUCCCCAACACACCAGCACCCCGCCAUUGGGCCGCUAGCACAAGUCGUUGGCGCUUGUUGGCUGCGUGAGAGCUUGUCCGCAUACCGCUCUUUUGGCCUGGAACCCUGGCGAUCAGUUUGCCGGCACUUGGCUCUUUUUGGUCCUCGCCACCGAUUUUCGAGUGCCGUCUACUUUAUUAACUAUACCCCCCUCCCACUGAUCCCAAGCGUGCGUGCGUGCAUUCACGACGCUUCCGCGGGCUAGGCAACCCACCUUUUUAUUUUUAUUUUUUUUAUCCUUGUGUUAUUUUUCCUCGUGUUUUAUUCCCCUUCCUCUCUGUCGUCAUUUCUUUUAAACCCCCCGAGAACGGUGCCCGCACCGAAGCAGCCUUUCGCCAUGGAGGAACAGCUGAUUGUGCUGCUAGCCAACACCCUCGCCACCGACGACGUGCGGAAGCAGGCCGAGGUCGGGCUCAAGCAGGCCGAGGCGAAUCCCGCCUUCCCGCUGUCGCUGGCAAACAUCGCCGCCCACACGUCGGUCGACGGCGGAGUCCGCAUCGGCGCCCUCCUGACCCUGCGCCGCUUUAUCGCACGGAACUGGACCGAGGACGCAGACGACGAGGAGGACGACUCCCCCCGCGUCCCCGUGCCCGACCACGUCAAGGACCAGCUGCGCCCCAAGCUGCUCGAGCUCGCCAUCAGCGACGAGGACGACACCAAAAUAAAAUCCAGCGUUAGUUACGCCGUGAGCAAGAUCGCAAACGUCGACUUCCCCGAACGAUGGCCCCAGUUGGUCCCGACGCUCCUCAGCGUCAUGCCUAAUGGCACCGACAACCAGCUCCACGGCGCCCUCAAGGUCCUUAGCGAGUUCGUCGAGGAGAACCUGAGCGAGGACCAGUUCUUCUCUAUGGCCAGGGACAUCGUCAGCGCUGUCUACCAGGUCGCCCUCAGUGAGGAGCGCAAAGGCCUCCUGCGCGCCUUUGCCGUCUCGGUGUUCCGGUCGUGCUUCGACCUCCUGGAUAUGGUCAAGGACGAUCACCCGAAAGAAGUCAAGGGCUUCGCCGAGGAGGCGCUCAGCGGCUGGCUGCCCUUCUUCCAGCAGGUCCUGAAGUCGCCCCUGCCCGAGAGCGCGCCGACCCCGGCCGGGGCGCAGCCUGACGCAUGGAACGGGCCGGUUGCGCUCAAGCUGCAGGUCGUCAAGACGCUUCUUAAGAUCAAGGGCGUCUUCCCAUCGCUGCUGCUGCCUCAUAGCAUCACCUUCUUCCAGUUGGUGUGGGAGGAGCUCUCUAGGCUGGAGGCGCCAUACGCAAUACAGUACCUCGAGAGUGACACCCAGGGCCGCCUCCAGAACGCAGACAACAUUCCUUAUACUCUCGACUGGCUCGUGCUCGAGGAGCUGGACUUCCUCAACCACUCCCUGCGUGCGGCCCCGGUCCAGAAGGAGCUCGAGGCCCACAACACCCCCUGGGUCCUUGAUAUGAUCAAGCUGAUCGUCUCCUUUUCGCGCAUCACCAGGGAGGAGGAGGAGCUGUGGGAUAUUGACGUGUCACUGUACCUCGCCGAGGAGGGUUCCAUAACGGCGAACUACACGGCGAGGACCGCGUGCGGUGACUUUCUCAUUAAGCUUGGAGAAUGGCUCGUCCUGCGCUCCGUCGAGGCACUCUUCACAUACACCAAGACGCUGUUCGCAAGCGAGGGCAGCGACUGGCGCACACAGGAGGCAUCACUCUAUCUGUUCACCAUGCUGGCCACGGACCUGCAUGAAUGCGAAAAGGAAAUUCCCGCCGAGGUUGCACAGGGAUAUCUGGAGCUGGUCAAAUUUGCCAUUGGUCGGACCGAGCAGCCGCUCCUCCAGGCCCGUGGCUACCUGGUCGCGGGCACUAUAGCAAAGGGCUUCGCCCCCGCUCUUGUUCUGCUCGACCAGACCGUCGCCGCCAUCACAUCGGACCCCUCAGACCUCGUCAACGUCGCGUGCAUCAAGGCGGUCGAGAACUUUGUCAAGUCUGAAUCGGUUCCGGCCGACCGCCAGGUCCACAUUCUCAAGGCCGUCGAGACGUUCCUCAACGGCAAGGAUCUGCAAGAGCUCGAGGAUGCCGAUGACCUGCUCGUGACCCUGACCGAGUCUCUCCGCGCCGCCAUUGGAAUCAAUCGGAGAGUGGUGUUGGCCCCUGAUGUCAAGUCCCUGGACCUGCUGUUCCUCCUGGCCCAGCACGGCGCUCAGAACUACCAGGUUACGAUGCUGGUGAACGAGGUCUUUGAGGAGAUCGUCCAGUACCUGGCCACCGAUUCGGCCACGUAUGCGACACUGUGCACCCGGGUUCUGCCAACCCUCACGGGCGCCUUCAACUACGCCGACGUAACGCAGAAUGAACCGCUGAUAACACUUGCCGCCGAGCUCGUCGCAGUUCUGCUCCAGUCUGGAGUCGAGCCUCUGCCCGCCGGCAUCGUCGCCCAGCUCCUUCCUAAGCUUAGCAGGAUUCUGAUGGAGUCUACCGAAGGAGAGAUCCUCAGACCAGGAGCUGAAGCGGUGAAGUAUAUGGUUAUGCAUGACCAUCAUCAGGUGUUUGGUUGGCACGACGAGCAGGGCAAGUCUGGCCUGGAAGUCUGCCUAUACAUCAUCGAUCGCCUGCUCGGCCCCUCCAUCGAGGACAACGCCGCGUCCGAGGUCGGCGGUCUGGCGGCCGAGCUUGUCGAGAAGGCGGGCCAGGAGCGCCUUGGCCCCUACCUUCUGAAGCUGCUGCAGGCUGUUGCGACGCGUCUGGCCUCCGCCACGGCCGCUUCCUUCAUCCAGUCUCUAAUCCUCGUCUUCGCGCGUCUCUCGCUCUCUGGCGCCGCCGACGUUGUUCAGUUCCUUAGUGGAAUCGAGAUCGACGGACAGAACGGCCUGCAGGUGGUCAUGAGCAAGUGGUUGGAAAACUCUACCUUCUUCGCCGGCUUCGACGAGAUCAGGCAAAACGUCAUCGCGCUCUCGAAGCUCUAUUCCCUCAACGAUGCCAGAUUAGCACAGUGCACUGUCAAGGGCGACCUGAUUGUCGAUCAGACUAGCGACAAGAUCCUGACGCGGUCCCGAGCCAGGCAACUUCCCGACAAGUAUACGUUUAUCCCGGCGCCGCUCAAGAUUCUCAAGGUUCUCAUCGACGAGCUCCUAUUCGCUUCAGGCAAGCAGGCCGCGGCAAUGGCUGCCGCUGAUGCCGCCAAGAUGGCAGAACUUGACGAGGAUGAGGGUGACGACGGCUGGGAGGACGAGCCCGGCGUGCUGGACCUCAGCCUAGGAACCACCAAGAACGACCUCAUGUCGUACUUUGAGGGCGGCGGCAACCGUGUGCGAGACGACGAGACGCAACAAUACCUGACGGAAUUCUUCCUCCAAGCGGCACGGGAGAACACUGCCGGCUUUACCGAAUGGUACGCGCAGCUUACCGAGGAGGAGAAAGGCAAACUCAACGAGAUCGCGGCGCAAUAGGUUAGCGACCAAGCUCGGGCUCGGGCGCAGAGCAACGCCGGCCCAAGCAUCCACGUUACCCAGCACUGAGGCGCAUCAUGCCGCCCUGCUGGGCGUGUCGGAAUCAAGGCCUCGCAGCUAUGAAUCGGGCCCUCUUGACGCAAGCCCAGCUGAGAGGGGCUACCCCUUGUGGAGUGUGCAUUAUAAUGCCAGCUGCGAGCCUCGCAGCUAGAUUGUUGCUUGAUAAGGCGGGAAGAUGAGAGAUGAUCACGGACAUGGCGGGACAAGCCACCUAGCCUCCGGCCUACCCCAAUAACCUCCCCAGUCACUACCUAGCCAGUGUCGGCUACUCUGCUGGAGGUUGAUAUAUAGAAGAUGGGCCCUGGUUCUGAACAUUGUUGACGUAAAGUCGAAACAUCCCCGAGAUAUCACAUCAAUCAUCCACUCCCCAUCUAACUGUCACCCAGUGGGUAAUACAUGUUACCAGUGUGUACUUCAUUAACCUUUUGGCCCGGUAGGGGGCGUGUAGUCUAUCUGGUUCUUCCGCAUGAUGUUGUCACAGGGGCAGGAAGAGAGACUGGACAAAACUUUUAGCGGGGACAACGCAGCCGACAGGCCGGUGGGUUAAGUAGCGGAUAGGCUAGGGUAACGGUCUUGAUAGCCUGGCUGCUCGGAUUCACAGUGGUUAGCGACGAAGAGGAAAUAAUGGGAAGACCAUAACCAUGAUCUCAUGACUACGACGCGGAAGUCCGAGGCAACGCUUUAUGGUAUUUAUAAUGAGUAAUUGAGCUAUCAGACCGGAUACCUCCGUCCUCACGCCACAUGACAAGGUCGAGAUGGGG
Gaeumannomyces tritici R3-111a-1 is the source of this 4319-nucleotide messenger RNA. RefSeq lists its product as hypothetical. The record is from RefSeq and is a predicted model, not a curated record. The transcript has 5 exons. Gene Ontology annotation, molecular function: small GTPase binding. Gene Ontology annotation, cellular component: cytosol; nuclear envelope. Gene Ontology annotation, biological process: protein import into nucleus. Lineage: Eukaryota; Fungi; Ascomycota; Sordariomycetes; Magnaporthales; Magnaporthaceae. Bases 433 to 3498 code for a protein of 1021 amino acids.